ACGCGCACUCGCCGCAUCGCCGUCUUGUUCCAGGCUUCAUAUUCUCUCCACGUUCAAAGCCAAAUCCACUCUUCCAGCUCAUCACACAUACCUUGCCCGGAUUCCCCGCUUUCUUCUCAAUAAAGCAUUUUCUGCGACCAAACCAGCCCCAUUUUCAUCCUCUCCAGCUUUACCAUCCCCGUAGCCAAGAAACACCCCGCGACCACGAUCUUCUUGCCGGCGGCAGCAGCAGAACCUAAUGGAAGGGUUCGAUGACCCUUCCCCCGCUGCCGCCGCCGCCAAGAAGCCCUUCCUCCCACGAUCCCUCACCUACCACCACACAUUCCACCGCCGCGCCCGCGAAGUGUCACGCCCGUUCUGGAAGAACUUAGCCGACGGCAAUCCCAAGCUUUCCACCGCCGAUUCCGGAGUCGUCGUUUACACCACUUCGCUGCGUGGAAUCCGUCGAACUCACGAGGAUUGCUGCGCCGUCCGCUCCAUCCUCGGCGGCUUCCACGUCGCGGUUGACGAGCGGGACGUUUCCAUGGACGCGGCGUACCGGGCUGAGCUCCAGGGGCUGGUCGGCGGGAAAGGGAGGCCGGUGUCACUGCCACAGGUGUUCUUGCGCGGUCGCCACAUCGGCGGGGCGGAGGAACUGCGGCAGCUUCACGAGGCCGGGGAGAUGGAGAGGUUGCUUGAGGGGGUUCCCCGGCAAGAUCCGUCGUUCGUGUGCGGUGGUUGCGGCGGAGUUCGUUUCGUACCAUGCUGGGAUUGCAGUGGGAGCCGGAAGGUCUUCGUGGAGGACGAAGGAAGACUGCGGCGGUGUGAGGAGUGCAACGAGAAUGGAUUGGUACGAUGCCCUAACUGUUGUUCUUCUUUCCGCUGAAAAAAAAGGUAAAAAGAUUAUUGGGGAACUAGAUGACCUGCAAAAGCAUUUGACAUGCAAAACAAAAUGUCAUUAGGUUUUUCCUCGCUUCAUAUUGGGGAUUAUUGGAUGUAGAGCCAUUCUUUCUUUCUUGAAGUGAACUUGGUAGCAGAUCACUAAUGGGCAUGUAAAUGGGAAGGGUGAAAUACAGUUUUAGAAAGUAUAUGACAAUUAUAUGCAGUAGAUGUUCAAAAGGUGGACAUUUAGAUCUCUGUCCUUUGGAAUUGUGUGUUCAUGCAUGCUAUGCGCAUAAGUUUUAGAAAUUUCCUA
Messenger RNA from Dendrobium catenatum, 1174 nucleotides. RefSeq lists its product as uncharacterized. The transcript has a single exon. Lineage: Eukaryota; Viridiplantae; Streptophyta; Magnoliopsida; Asparagales; Orchidaceae. Bases 239 to 865 code for a protein of 208 amino acids. The record is from RefSeq and is a predicted model, not a curated record.